Messenger RNA from Fopius arisanus, 2546 nucleotides. Lineage: Eukaryota; Metazoa; Arthropoda; Insecta; Hymenoptera; Braconidae. The record is from RefSeq and is a predicted model, not a curated record.
AUGGAAUUGGUCUCAUCGACGUCAGGUGAUCUCGAGGUAUGUUGCAGACUACCUAGACCAACUGAGAUGCCACCGUCAAUGUCUCCGAUAGUGUAUCCAACAAAUCCACCAACAAUGCAACCUACUAAUCCUCCAACCCUCCCUCCAACAGUGCCUCCUACUAAUCCUCCAACUUUGCCACCGACAAUUCCGCCUACUAAUCCUCCUACUAAUCCCCCAACUGUCCCACCAACAAUUCCACCAACAGCUCCUCCAACAAUGCCACCAACAAAUCCCCCGACCCUACCACCAACGCAGCCACCAACGGCUCCACCGACUGUACCUACCUCACCACCUACAUUCCCAACAAAUCCUCCAACUCAACCAACUCUUCCGCCAACAUCCCCACCAACACUUCCACCUUUCCCAACAUUCCCACCAGACUGCAUCUGUGCAUUUCCCUACCAGUGCGAUGCCAAUGGAAUUCUCCUGGUCUCAGGAGAAGGAAUAAUUAAUCCAAGGCAAACAGCGUACCCCUGUGCAGCGAGUAUGAUCUGUUGUCGAUUGCCAACCACAUCUGUCAUUUUUCCAACACCCCCCAGGAUUCCAACACCUUCUGCACCCCUGAAUAGACCAUGCACCUGCGUCAAAACUCCCCAGUGCGACGCAAACGGUUACAUCAUCGUCUCUGGUGCAGGCAACAUCAGCCCCAGAUUUCCAGGAGCCAGACAAGGCCUGAUAACAAAUGAUUGUGCAGCAGACGAAGUAUGCUGCGAAUUUCCUCCCAAUGGUCAGGACUCUUCAGCAGGUGGUCUCUUCACACCGAGUCCUCCAACAGUCCCAACAUCCACCACACAAAUGCCUAUGGGAUCAACUCCUCCAGUUCAAUAUCCUCCACUCGAUUCUAGGCUCAAUGUCACUGGAGAUAUUAAAAAUCCAGGGACUCCUAGGGAAUGCAGAUGCGUGGAAAUAUCCACCUGUGAUCCAGAUUUUAUCAUUACCAUCGAUGAAGCUGGCAUCAUUGAUCCCAGAUUUGGAUUGUGCAUGGUUUCUGAUGCAGUGUGCUGCCGCUCCAGCGGAAUCAUCAGCAAUAGGGGAGGAGGCAGUGAAGUAACUGGAGAUGCCACGUCUAUUGUCAAUGUCCCUAAUUCUGGACAAUCCGUUGUUUGUGGAACCAGGAACUCUGCCUGCGCUCCAGGCAUGUGUACAACAAGUUCUGGAAACACCAGUUUUGCUGAAUUUCCUUGGAUGGUGGCACUUCUCAGCCGAGAAACUGGAGGAGACAAUGUCUUCCUGUGUGGAGGAUCCAUGAUAAAUUCCAGGGCUGUUCUCACCGCUGCACAUUGCGUCUUGAAUCGAAAACCGGGACUUCUUGUGGCCCGAUUUGGCGAAUGGAAUACAGCGAACAAUAACGAGCCCUCGCCAUUCCAAGAAUCCGAUGUAGAAUCAGUCAUUACUCAUCCGAAUUACUACUCCGGAGGGCUGUAUCAUGACGUAGCUGUUCUGAUUCUGUCGACUCCUGUUAGUUAUGCAGUUAAUGUAGUGCCUAUUUGUCUACCUCAGCAAGCUGUUCUUUUCAUGCCUGGAACUAGAUGUCUCGCCUCCGGAUGGGGAAGAAGUGGUUUUGAGGGAAAAUACCAGACUAUCCUGAAGAAAGUUGACUUGCCCUUAGUCGACAGACAAGAAUGCCAGAGUCGUUUGAGAGCCACGAAGUUGGGACAGUACUUCCAAUUACACAAGAGUUUUAUCUGCGCUGGUGGAGAGGCCAGUAAGGACACCUGCACUGGUGAUGGAGGUGGUCCUCUAGUUUGUCCAACAUCUACAGGACAAUUCAUUCAAGUCGGAAUUAUCUCCUGGGGAAUUGGUUGUGGUCAGAGUAAUGUCCCAGCAGUUUACGUCGAUGUCAUUCAGCAUCGUCAGUGGAUUGAGCAACAACUUGUCAAUUACGGAAUUUUUUGAUGCUACAGAUGAUAGUGGAAUUAAUCGAACUAGUCCACUACUUUCCUAAAUCAAUUUGAAGAAAUGAAAAAAAUAUGUCCACAAGCUGUCCCUAGAUUUCAAUUACAUAAUUAAUACGCGAGUUGACUAAAACUUCAAUUAGUCUUACAUAAUCGAGUCAAAAGUCAACCAAGAUAACACGAAUCCCACACUCUCUAUGUGAUCAUUAACGAAAUGAAAAGCAAGCUGUUGGAAAUAAUUGCAAAAAUGGAGAAUGAACUGAAAUUAUUUUUCCACAAAAGAAUCCUCGAGCCGUGACGUUUAAUUUCUAUAGAUCAUUGCCAUUGUUAUAAAUAGACUAGCUUAUUUAUUCAUCGUUUGCUAUAAAUCAAAAUCAGAUAUGUAAAACGAAACGAUUGAGAGCAGCGAUUAAUCAUAAGAAAGAAAAUCAGGAUAAGCCGAGCAAAUUGAUAAAAGCGAGUGAGGAAAUGUAGUUUCCGGGAAGUUAAUUACUUUUCAGGCGUUGAAGGAAUAAACUAGCAUUUAUUGUUUACGAGUGAAUGCAAUUACGUGAAAUACAUGAACAUCCGUAACUCAGUAAAAUUGUUAUAAAUGUGGGUUGAACUAGU